UCUUGUCGCCUUUUAUGCAGUUACAGACAAGAGUCUCUAAGGGAUAGGUGUAACACUCUUCAUUAGCUGUCUCACAAGACUAGAAGUGGUCACGAUGAGACCGACGACGAUGAUAAAUAUGGUGAUGGUGAUGAUUUACUCUGCUGCGAACGGUAAUAUUUUCUCAGGCUGUCUCGUGUCUCCAUCCUUCAACCUGACAGUGGUGGACCGCGUGCAAGACCUCGGUUUCUGGGGAUUCGUCACCGCUUCUCGUGGCUCUUCCGUCAUGGAUAUAACAUUGGGGCAGUCCAAAAGAAGCUACACAGAGGUGACGCUUAACUCUACGCACGCUACCGCCACGCACGUGGGCCUCACCUCUAACUCACUCUUGUGGCAGGGGCAAGUGUCUGGGAAGGUGAGUCCUGGAUGGAGGCGUUUUUUCCUGCAGGUACCGCAACGGAAAGACACCUUUAACCUCACUCUUACUGACGAUCACGGCACCACAUGGCUGGGCGGUUCCCUAGUUCCCUUCGCAGUUGAAUGGCUGUCUGUGGUAGUCUCUCACUUCAACACGUCCUGCCACACUUUAACUCCGACCUGGCACAUCAAGAGCUGUUCUGUGAAGGAGGUGAUGUUGCCGCCACUGCUGAAUCCUUUACAAUUCACGGUGAUAGGCGCGAGACCGCUACUGCUGAUGCUGACGCUGGCAGAUACAAACAUCAACGUGACAGCGGAAAUAGUGGAUACCCUGGAUGCCCCGCUGCCGCCUGUGCCCCUUGUGCUGCGCCUCACACUGGACCACACACAGCCAGCAACCCUGCCAUACCUAGUGACAGAGGAUGUCUUGGGUGUAGUGGAGGUGGCGACAGGCGGUCCCGUAGCAUCCCUAAGGUUCACCAGUUUUAGCGACGACGACCUCCACGUGGUGCAACAACUUCACCUGUCCACCACUACGGCCAGUCGCCAAAGCUCACUGCCACUGCCGUGCACCUCCUGUGAUCACGUUGUCCCUACUUCACCUCCACGUCCAAUCGCUGUGGGUUGGCCAGUACUACUUGGUGCCACAGCGGGGCUGCUCUUCGCUGGUGUAGGUCUGGGUGCGUGUACGUCACGUCUCUUGAUGACUCGGGAGAUGCCUCGCAGAGCGAAGGCGACAACAACGAUGGCAGCGGCAGCCGGACAAACGAUGUUGGUAGUUCCUUAUCAAGGUGGGUCGCAGGAAGAGACCUCAUCCCAGUACGAGCCACAGUAUCUUGAGCCCCGACCUGUUCCCGCCCCCUGGCAGGCCACUUCUUCCCUAUCAUCCCCGUAUCCUAGCCCAGAACACAUUUACGAGGAGGUGGUCGAAUUAGCAACCACAAAAAGCACACGGACACCAGAGGAUUCGUUCACCAGCGAGGACGAUUACGAAUAUCUACACUUUCAUUUUCGCUGAGUCAGCAGCGCUGACAGGAGCUGAUGAGUCACUGGGGACGAUGACGUAUCACACCCGAACAUAAUGCAAAGUUAAAAAUCUAGAUGUAGUAAUUUAUCAUCUAGAAAUUAAUCAAAUCCUGCCUACCUAUGCUUAUUAUAGCUAUAUCGUUAAUCUAACACGCUCAGCGGGAACGAUUCUGUCUAUAUCCUUUGUCUUUGUCGACGAGAAAACCGACAUUUACUAAGAAAAGUGCUGGGAAUAGAUCCUGCCGAGAAUUUGAAACAUCAUCUGAAUAAAAGAACUGGCAGAGGGUACGUGGAGAUGUUCCCAAAUUAUCUCUAUUGACGAUGAAAGUGUUAGCUUGUGUUACGUAUGUGUGUAGAUUAGAAAAUUUGUUGCCGUUUUCUAGAAUAAAUGAGUACACGACUUGGAUAUCUUUUAAAUAAAAUGCCUUGACACACUAUGGAAGUGAAAAAAAAAAAAAGGAAAAGUCGCCUCUUUCUACCAUCUUUCUACCAUGUCUUUUUCAUGUUCUCCCCCUCUCCAAGACUCCAUUGUUACAGUCUUUCAUCAAAUCAACUUCAUCUUCUUUUCCCUCUCUUUUCAUUCUCUUUCUCAUUCCCAUCUUCCUUUAUUCCUCCAUUCCUUCACUCAUCCAUCUUUUCUCAUUACAUCCGAGAUAAGAUAAACAUAUUCUCUCUCUCUCUCUCUCUCUCUCUCUCUCUCUCUCUCUCU
Molecule: messenger RNA, 2131 nt
Organism: Scylla paramamosain (green mud crab)
Lineage: Eukaryota; Metazoa; Arthropoda; Malacostraca; Decapoda; Portunidae
Exons: 6
Coding region: 95-1414 (439 amino acids)
Source: RefSeq, a predicted model, not a curated record